Oryza sativa Japonica Group (Japanese rice) is the source of this 1774-nucleotide messenger RNA. Its product is annotated as trihelix transcription factor ASR3. The record is from RefSeq and is a predicted model, not a curated record. NCBI's taxonomy places the organism in Eukaryota, Viridiplantae, Streptophyta, Magnoliopsida, Poales, Poaceae.
CCUAAUAAAACCAAGUUUGGGCAUUUGGGCUUGGAUGCUUGAUUACAAUUUAGUACUAGUGUACUACAUAAAUGUCUCAUCUCCUCCACAUGAUGAGUGUCUAAUAACUAAAACAACCCCUCCAAAAUCCUCCUAAUCCCUUCUCUUAAGACACAACCCCUCUUCCCUCCUUCCUUCAUGCCCUCUUUGCUCUCUCUCUCUCUCUCUCUCUCUCUCUCCCCCUUCCCUUCUUCCCCACGCGUCCCCUCCCCUCCUCGCCGUUAUCUCUCCGUUACACCACCCGCCUCACGCCGUCACGUCAACUUCCGCCACAAAAAAAAAAAAAGAAAGGCACACGCGCCGCGCAUGUCCACCGCCGGCGACCCCGCCGCGGCGGCCGCGGCCGCGGCAGCCGCCACGCCGUCCGGCCGCGCGCCGAGGCUGCCGCGGUGGACGCGGCAGGAGAUACUGGUGCUGAUCGAGGGGAAGCGCAUGGUGGAGGGCCGAGGGGGCGGGCGCGGCGGGAGGGGCCGCGCCGCGGCGGCGGCUGCUGCUGCUGCGGCGGCGGCGGCGGGGGGCUCUGGGGGGGAGGCGGCGGUGGCGGCGCUGGAGCCCAAGUGGGCGGCGGUGGCGGAGUACUGCCGGCGGCACGGCGUGGAGAGGGGCGCCGUGCAGUGCAGGAAGCGGUGGAGCAACCUCGCCGGGGACUACAAGAAGAUCAAGGAGUGGGAGCGCGCGGCGGCGGCGGCGGCGCCGCCGCGGGAGCCGUCGUUCUGGGCCAUGCGGAACGACGCGCGGCGGGAGCGCCGGCUCCCGGGGUUCUUCGACCGGGAGGUGUACGACAUACUCGACGGCCGGGGGCGCGGCACCCUCGUCUCCCCCUCCGGAGGAGGUAAUGCCGCGGCGGGGGAAGAGGAGCCCGCGCGCGCGGCGGCGGAGGUGGAGGUGGAGGUGGAGGAGGAGGAGGAGACGGGGAAGACGCGAGCCCGAGCCGAGGAGACGGUGUUCGACAGUGGCCGCCCCGCCGCGGAAGAGUCGCUGUUCUCCGACGACGAGGAGGAGGAGGACGACGACGAGGCGCCGCCGGCGACCGCCGCCGCCGUCGCUGCGACGGCACAGGCGCCGCCUCGAGCGGUGAUCGCCUUGCCGAUAUCCGGCACGUCGAAAGACAAGCAGCCGGAGCAGCAGGCCGCAUCGAGAGGCACGCCACCGCCGCCGCCGCCGACGACGCAGCAGCAGCAGGGUGGGCAGAAGCGGCGGCGAGCCGACGACGACGAGGAGGAGGAGGACGACGGCCGCCGCGGCGGCGAGCUGCAGAGCAAGCUGGUGGAGAUCCUGGAUCGGAGCAGCCGGAUGGUGGCGGCGCAGCUGGAGGCGCAGAACGCCAACAGCCGGCUCGACCGGGAGCAGCGGCGAGACCAGGCGGCCAGCCUCGCCGUCGUGCUCGGCCGGCUCGCCGACGCGCUCGGCCGGAUCGCCGACAAGCUAUAGCCAGGCAUAUACAGUAUAUGAAUAAGAUACUAGUACUCCUAUAUGUAACGCUAAUUAAGCGUAGGAAUUCAGGUUGUUCGGAGUCACGUAGAGUGUGAAAUAAUUUACAGCAGGGGAGAGAGAGGAGAAGGUGACAUUUUUAUGGGGAUAUUGUACAGAUUGGCUUAGGGAUCAUUAAUUGGCAAUUCGAUUCUUUUGUAAACCCCCGGUUCUGAAGUUCGGUCAGAAACCGUUAUUGAUUUGAGAUGUUGCCUUUGUUUUGUACUGUAAUUUAUAGGGAGGAAAGGUAAGGUUGUUACUGGCA